Hirundo rustica (Barn swallow) is the source of this 2428-nucleotide messenger RNA. RefSeq names its product transcription factor SOX-17-like. The record is from RefSeq and is a predicted model, not a curated record. Bases 17 to 1216 code for a protein of 399 amino acids. Gene Ontology annotation, biological process: heart development; anatomical structure morphogenesis; positive regulation of transcription by RNA polymerase II. The transcript is spliced from 2 exons. Gene Ontology annotation, molecular function: DNA-binding transcription activator activity, RNA polymerase II-specific; RNA polymerase II cis-regulatory region sequence-specific DNA binding. Lineage: Eukaryota; Metazoa; Chordata; Aves; Passeriformes; Hirundinidae.
GCCGAGCCGCCGCGAGAUGAGCAGCCCCGAUGCGGGCUACGCCAGCAGCGACGACCAGGCGCAGGGGCGGUGCUCGCUGCCCAUCAUGAUGCCGGCCAUGUGCCCGUGGGCAGAGUCGCUGAGCCCGCUGGGCGAGGCGAAGGCGAAGGGCGGCGCGGCGCCGUCGGGCGGCCGGAGCAAGGGCGAGGCGCGGAUCCGGCGUCCCAUGAACGCCUUCAUGGUGUGGGCGAAGGACGAGCGCAAGCGGCUGGCGCAGCAGAACCCGGACCUGCACAACGCCGAGCUGAGCAAGAUGCUGGGUAAAUCGUGGAAGGCGCUGUCGCUGGCGGAGAAGCGUCCGUUCGUGGAGGAGGCGGAGCGGCUGCGGGUGCAGCACAUGCAGGACCACCCCAACUACAAGUACCGGCCGCGGCGGCGGAAGCAGGUGAAGCGCCUGAAGCGGGUGGAGAGCGGCUUCCUGCAGCACGGCCUGGCGGAGGCGGCGGCGGGGCCCGGGCCGGGCGGCGAGCUCGGCGGCGGCGGCGGCAGGAUGUGCGCCGAGGGCCUGGGACUGCCGUACGGCGAGCAGGGCUACGCGGCGGCGGGCGCGGGCCACUACCGGGACUGCGCGCCGCUGGGCGCCGCGUUCGACGGCUACAGCCUGCCCACACCGGACCCGUCGCCGCUGGACGCGGCGGAGAGCGAGGCGCCCUUCUUCGCGGCGGGGCUGCAGGAGGAGUGCGCGCUGGUGCCCUACGGCUACGGCCCGCACCCGGCGGCCGCCGAGUACCCGGCGGCGGCGUCCGAGAGCCCGUCGGGCGCGUCGCUGCGGCGGCACCUGCCGCCCGGGGAGGCGCUGGGCGCGGGCGGGGCGCUGCAGGCGCUGCUGGGCUGCCCGGCGCCGCUGCACGCGUACUACGGGCAGUGCCAGCCGCCGGGCCCGGGGCGCGGCCCGCCGCCGCUGCCGCCCGGGGCCGUGGGGCAGCCGUCGCCGCCUCCCGAGACGGCGCCGUGCCGGGAGCAGCUGGAGCAGCUGCCGCCGGAGGAGCUGCUGAGCGAGAUGGACCGCACCGAGUUCGAACAGUACCUGCGCUUCGCCUGCAAGCCCGAGCCGGGGCUGUCCUUCGGCGGCCACGACGCGGCCGCGCUGUCGGCGCCCGAGGGCGCGGCUCCCGUCUCGUCGGCCGUGUCGGACGCCAGCAGCGCCGUCUACUACUGCGGCUACCCCGACUUGUGAGGGGCUCGCUGGGCCGCGGCACGGACACUGGCAGGGGGGCGCCCGGCCCCGCUCCUAUUUAUGUAAUUUAUUUGAAUCUCCUUGGGAUCGUUCCACAAACUUUUGUCUGGGCGGACAUAACGGGAUUAUCCUGGAUGCCACAAGCCUCGUUCGAACUCUUUUUUGCCCGGUGUUGAUGGAAUGUUUACAUCUUUUCUUCCUUUCGUUCAUGUGCAUAAUUGUUGACAUUUCUGCAAAAUCAGCAGUUUUGCUUGUCUGCCUGGGGCGUGUUUCUAGGUGUGUUUUUAAAUAUAUCUGUUUUUUUCUUUUGUAUUUCCGGAAAAUAAAUGAAUGUACAGCUGUUUCAGUCAUUCUUCCUGGCCACGUGGCUUUUGAGGGAGAGUAAUCUUAAAUUAAAUCUCUUAUGCCCUAAGGCGAUGCUUUCCGAUGGCAGAUACGGGUGUGAUUCUUUCACUAUGGCAAUGGUUCUCAAACGGCCUCCAGGACCAAAGGUGUUUUUUUUCCCAGGUGUGGCUGUAUUCUUAGCACAUAGCUUAAUGGUCAGAUCUCUGCUGCUGGUCUAUCUCUUGGAGUACAGAACUUGUGGUUGUACUUGUGUGCGUUUUGUAGUUUUGUUUUUUUUUUUUUUUUUUGUUUCCUUCUGAUUUGAGUACCAACUGAAUUUGCAUUAAUGCACUUGGAAAAAUCCUCCAGUCUGCAACAAAGAAAGCUAGGUAAGUUUGAGAUACUAAUUUUAAAGUGUGCCUGGAAAUACAUUGGUUUUGGAAAAUUGUAGAUGGAAAGGUGAGUUUGCUGUACAUAGUGACUUUUGUUUGAACUGAAGGAUUCACAGGCAGGAUUGAAGCUAUAUGUAGAAAUUAUAUUACUUUCUGACACCUACCUUCACAUCAGUUCAUGCCAUUUAAUGCCAUUGGGUUCAUGCUCAGUUUAUACCAGUGAGGAGAGAAAACAGUGCAGCUCAAGUGCUCAUCUCAGAUUCUACUGAGUAUCAAUUAACCAUUAAAAUGGGUUGGGUUUUUUUAGCAUGUUCACCUGUGCUCUGCUGUGACAUUUCUGCCACUCCAAUGGUACAACUACACCAUCCCUCUUCUGAUGUUCACAAGAUGUUGGCUGGAGUCAACUUACAAUAAUUGUCGUGGAGAGGUUCAGGUAUUUUAAUUUGCAAAUUACAAUUCAAAAGUUAUAGGAAUAAAAAAAAAUAUUUUUGUGUAA